Messenger RNA from Tilletiaria anomala UBC 951, 2883 nucleotides. RefSeq lists its product as uncharacterized. The transcript has a single exon. NCBI's taxonomy places the organism in Eukaryota, Fungi, Basidiomycota, Exobasidiomycetes, Georgefischeriales, Tilletiariaceae. The record is from RefSeq and is a predicted model, not a curated record. The coding region runs from base 1 to 2883 and encodes 960 amino acids.
AUGCCGCUCAAGGCGCCAAUUUUCACCACUCGUAAGAGUGCGCAAGAUGUGCGCGAGGGACGGAUCUCCCGCGUCGACUUACGCAGGGAUGGUGUAGCAGAUGCUGCAGCUGCGAUAGCUCCCAAAGAGCAGGGCACAAAGCAUCCCUUAUCAAGUGUGGGGACCACUGGGUUCGGUGUCGACGGGUGCUCAGCCAUUGCAAAGCCCAAAACGUUCGGCUUCGGAUUGGGCCUUUCUUCCUUUUCCAACUCAGUCUCCAAGGCCGGUGACAAAAUGUCAAGCCUGACGCGCAAACAGGGUGCCGCCGUCACAAAUGGUGCCGAAAGUGUCCCUGGUACUCCUACAUCGGCUCGUAACAGCCCGCCUCAGCAACCUGUUAACACGCUUAGCACCGUGACUUCAGGAAAAAUGGCGCCCCCAGCCAACCCCGAUCCUCAGCUCUUGGCCCACUACUCGCUCAAGUUGAGCGACCUGGUCAACAAGGCUUUCUUGCCUUGUGCGCCAGGUGCUGCUGCCAUGAAUAGCGCUGUGAGCGUCUCUAGCACCGUAGCUGGUGCUGCCAAGGUCAUCGGUGUCGGUGUGGGAAACGGAAUCGGUGGUCAGAGGGACACAGUUGGCAUUCCGACGCUCUCGAUUAUUUCCUACGAGGGAAAGAAGCUGCCGGACAAGAUUCGGGUGCAAGAACUCGCACAGACUGUCACAGAGCAGUUGCAUUAUGCUGCUAGCGUGGACUCGUACCUUCUCCGCGCAGUUGCAAGGCAGGUCUUGAAAGCCCUUACGCUCUUUGCCACGCGCAUCGACUCGCUGCUCAUAUCCUCCUCAAAGGAUCCCAACGUCCUCAAGAUCCCGUCCACGCCAAAGGAGGGUCGUGUUCUGCCCGCCGCGAUGGAAUUCAACAUCGGAUUGAUAGCGAUCGAAUGGAUCGUAGAAGACUCACUCGAACGCUGCCUCGAGGGUGACGGUGACGAGCAUCCCCAGCUGCCCCGCUUCGUCUCGGAGAUUCUCACGCCUGUCCGCAGAAAGAUGGAGGGCACGAUCUUGCAUGUCAUCCAGCCGAUCUUGAGUGGAACCAAGAUGAGCAUCACAACGUGCAUUCAAAAGGCCGUCACUGCACCCUUCACGCCGGUGUCUCAGCUCAAUGCUUUUGGCAGUGGUGCACCCGCCGAUCAGAAAACACCGGGUUCACCAGCGGGCACGGUCGAUGGUACGAUGACGCCUUUUAAGUCGCUCGUCUCGCCCGGUGACGUCUCGCCAUCGGGAAAAUCUGCAGACGGGGGCAACGGGGGCGGUGUCUGGGUGAAGGAGCUGGAUGGCAGACUUGCGGGCUGCCGCAGGAUGCUCGUCGCUCGAAUUGAGAACAGGACAUCCAAAGAUGGCGAAGGCUGGUUCAUCUCCGUCACCAUCUACAUCAUCUGGAAGGCUCUGUUCAUCUUAUCGGCGCGCAAUGCGGAGGCGACAUUCAUGUGCUCAGCAUUGGGGGUGAAAGGGCCCCUCCUUCAGCAUUCAAACGGUAGCAUCUCCGCCGUCGCUUCGCCCCAAGUUGCAUCGCUCUUAGACGGCCAAUCUGCCAAACGCAACCCUAGCCCUGCCCAGCUCAGUUCUGCGCUGAAAGCCGUCGCUCUGACCGGUAAAGGCAAACGCUCCGAGCCUGUCGAAUUGUCUCGCCCAAACUCGGGUCGUGCAGCGCCUGAUUGCUGGCAGCCCGUGCCGGAUGGCGGAUUCUACCGAUGCAGAAAGUCUGCACAGAUUAUUGCUGAACUACAAACUGUUGAAAGGCUUGUCAAGGAGUUCUGCAGCGGCUUCUACGACGAGCCUGCGCGUAGAAGAGCUCUGAGCUCCCACGUCGUUGUUGCGCCUUCUGUGGAUGACGAGGAUGACAAUAGCAGCUCGGAUGAACACAAUGAGGUAGAUGAGCUAGCACGGGCCGCUCUUGCUGAGGCUCUACAUGGUCUCAAGAGCAUCGUCACUUGCGUCCAGGUACUCGAGGUCAAUCCCGAAGCUGUCUCCUUGGCAUUGCGCGCAAAGGGACAGGGGCGUGAUACACAUGCUGGUCCCGAUGGCCAACAAGUGCUGCCGGCCGAGACGGUUCGCGCAUUCAGAGCUGCCCCGCCGCUCAUCCUGCUGCAUAUUCUCUACAACCGCCUGCCCACAGCCAGCGGUCGCAUCGUCGUUCCAUCUCCACCCGAGGCAUUCGGCCUGUCUUGGCAAGAAUACGAAAAGUCCAUCUCCGGGUUUAUUGGGGCCCACACCUGGGCCGAUGCACUACUCCAGGAAUGGAAACCACUCGUCGAGGCAGCGUGGCAGCAUCUGUCGACGCAGCUCGAGGAAGCUGAGAGACUGCAGGCAGCAGAGGAUCAGCAGCAGCAGGAAACGAAGCCAAAUGACAGAGCCAACAUGCCGUCCCGUACCGGUCAAUCCCAUGUGCAGGAGCCUGAAGGCCACGCAUUGCGUCGUAGCGCGAGUCAGCUUAGCAAUACUAGCAGACGCUCAAGCGGCUCAACAUGCGACUAUCAGCACAUGACGCAAUCCACAUCGGCUAUCGAUACCGAGCACAAGCAAAACAAGGAGGCCCGCAUGUCUUCGCGCGAGCCUUCGCCUGAUGCUGACUCCAAGGAGCGGCACGGGCGCACCCCUCUGUUCUGGAGGACACACAGCGGCUCAUCGCGUGGCUUUAGCCUCUCAACGCUCUCACGCACCGCAUCUCCGAGACCUAGAGGCCCUUCAGAAAUGGGCAUUAUCGUUGGCCCCAACGCCGACGCCGCUGUUACGGCCAGAUUUCUGGUGGAGGAGAUGCGCACAGAGAAAAAAGCGCUGAGGAGGUUUGGGGGCAAUCUGGAAGCAAUUGCGUUGCACAUGGGCAAGGAGUACACACUGAGUCUGUAA